ACAUGCUCAUAUUAAACAAAAAGUGUUUUCCAUUUAAAUAGUCUUCUCCUUCUUGCUCACGGAUUGUCUGCUGCCCGCUAGCGAGUUGGGUGUUGGGUGCACGCUUCCAUCUCUAGUUUCAAUGCUUACACGGGCUACAUGGAAAUUGAAGUUAUUUAGUAUUUACAAAUCUAAAGAAACAGAAAGUAAGUAGAGUGGCAGCAGCACCAGAAGCAGUAACAGUGACAGCAGGGAACUUGGCGAGACAUUAAACAUUUACUAAGAGGAAAACACACACACACGUACACACAAUAUUAUGUCAGGCAGCAUCAACAAUUAUACAAACCAAAUGCAUGCGGCAGCAAAUCGUGCUUACGGCGAACAGAUCCAUCCACAAGCAGAGUCAUACCAGCAGAUGAUGGACAGGAUGCCGCAGCUCAUAGGCGAUCCCGGCAUCCAGCUGGUUAACAGAUAUCAUUAUAGUUUGGAGGAUCGCGACAAGGCCAUUGUCGACAACAUAAAUGCGGAUCAGCAUGCCGUAUCGCAUAUAAAAUACUUGAAUUCUGAUCGAGAUCUUUCGAUAGAGAAACAGUCCAAGGCGCUGGACAAAUACUUAGAUAGCCAGGACGAGGAGGCGUCGCUGCGCAAAUAUUUAGUCUUUGGCGUCCAAUGGGUCUCACUGGUCACUGAGAAUCUAUUGAGCCAUCCAUUUAUUGUUCUGCGCCGCCAGUGUCAAGUUUAUAAUGCAUCGAAGCGCUAUCACUUGCAUCCGUUUCAACUGAUGCCGAGCAUUAUGCAUCUGCACCGGCGCCAAGGUGUCACCACCCUGUGGAAGGGCCUGGGCAGUUGUUUGCUCGUGCGCGGCAUGACUCUGGCCAUAGAUGAUGUAAUUAGCAAGUUCACCAGCUGGCCAAAGGAUGUGGAUAGCCGGACGACACUCAAGCGUUUCGGACAGCACCUACUGCUGAAGAGCAUUAGCAUUGGCCUGGUUGUGCCCUUCUAUGCCGCCUCCUUGGUGGAGACUGUUCAAAGUGAUAUCGCCAGCGAGAAGCCUGGCCUGCUCGAUGUUUUUCGCGAGGGCAGCUUGCGCCUCUUCUACUGGAGCUCGCCGCAAAAGGGACGCAUGCUGCCCGCCUGGGCCUUGAUUGGACCCAGCGUUACAAUGGGCAUUACCAAAUAUCUAUUUGGCCUGGUUAUACGCGGCGUUUCGUCGCGUAUCAUGCGGCGACGCCUGACGAUGAAGCAGGAGCAGCGCGGUGCCAAGCAUCGCGACGAUACGCUGGAGCAUCAAAACGCCGAGAUCUAUGCCAACUUGAUAUCGAUGCUCACCACCGAGAUGCUGUUCUUUCCCUUCGAAACGAUCCUGCACCGCUUGCAGCUGCAGGGCACACGCACCAUCAUCGAUAAUCUGGAUAACGGCUAUGCUGUGGUGCCCAUUCUGACGAACUACCAGGGCGCCAUCGAUUGCUACCGCACCACGAUUCUAACCGAGGGUGUGGCUGGACUCUACAAGGGCUUCGGUGCUGUCGUUCUCCAGUUCGCUGCGCACGUGGCCGUCAUCAAGCUGACCAAGUGGGUCGUCUGCAAGAUCACGGAAUGCAUAUCGAACCGCCCGCCCGCUCGCAUUGUACAGUAUUACAAUUUGGAUCGGGCGUCCGCAGUGCUGGUCGGCGGCAACAAUUCAAAUAAUUCAACAACCAUAUCGCCAAGCAUCUCAAGCACCGAACUGGAUGUUCAUAGCGUAGGGCAGAACUCGCUCGAUUGAUUAGCUUUAGCUUUUGGUUACGUGUUCUACAGACACACACACACCCAUAUAUAUACAUAUAUAU
Molecule: messenger RNA, 1808 nt
Organism: Drosophila arizonae
Lineage: Eukaryota; Metazoa; Arthropoda; Insecta; Diptera; Drosophilidae
Gene: Slc25A46a
Product: Solute carrier family 25 member 46a
Biological process (GO): mitochondrial membrane fission; mitochondrial fission
Cellular component (GO): mitochondrial outer membrane
Source: RefSeq, a predicted model, not a curated record